This is a messenger RNA of Durusdinium trenchii, 4347 nucleotides long. The record is from the annotation of a GenBank genome assembly. Lineage: Eukaryota; Dinophyceae; Suessiales; Symbiodiniaceae.
AUGGAGAUCGAUGAUCUUCCCGCUGGCGUCACCAAGCAAACCACCCGGCAUCCGCCCAGCCGGAAGUUUUUGCCGCCCUAUGAGGGAGAUAAGGUUGAAGUGCGCUUCACUUUCUCCUUCGCGGGUCGUCAGCUGCACUCCACAGGAGCUGAAACAACGAAGUUCAAAGUAGGCGAAGCUUCAGUCCAUGCUGUGGAUAUGGCUGUGCAGCAUAUGUACAAAGGUGAGCAUGCUGAUUUUACACUGCCCACGUCGAUGCUGGAUGCAGAAGACACUUGCAUUGAGGGGCCGGUCAGCACAGCCAAGCUUGAGGUGGAGUUGGUCGCUUGUCCCUUGAGAGAAGACCUCUUCGAAGAUGGAGCUGCAGUGAAGACCAUCCUCAAGACUUCAGAGGGGCGAUGCCCACGGACAGGAGAUGAGUGCCAGGUGACUUAUCGGAUCUCCGGUGAAGGUGUGGCGCCCAUGACGGGUGACUCAGCCGUCUACAAGAUUGGCGCCCAACCGAUGGGGCAGCUGGCCAAAGUUCUGGACAAGGCCUUGCUCUCUAUGAAAUUGAAGGAGGAAGUGCACGUGACUUGCCGUGGGGACUAUGUCAGAGAUUCGAAGGCGAAAGAUAUCCAGAUCUCGCUGGUCCUGGAGGAGAUCUACCAGGUACACGACGUGAGUUUGGGUAAGUUGGAUGGCACCGUCCUUCGGAAGAGGCUGAAGGAGCUCAACGGUGAAGAUCGUGUGCAUGACACGGGCCGAGUACGCCUGCGGGUGCUCACCGUGACAUCCAAUGGGGAGAAGGUGGCUGGACCGGUCGAGCUGAGUUUUCGUGCUGGCGAUGGCGAGGUUUGUGAUGCUUUGGAGGGAGCAGUUCUGGGAAUGAAGGAAGGUGAAGAAGCAAUGCUACGAGUCUUGGACCCUGCAGCUUGCGAGGGGCUUGUGGCAGAAAUCCUGGAAGCGCCUAUCAUGCUUCACCUACUGAUCUUGUCCGUGCAGAAAGUCCCGCAGAAGUGGGACAUGACCUUCGAGGAGCGCCUGGACCGCGCCGUCGCACGCAAGUCUGAUGCUUCACGGCUCUUCCAAGAGAAGCGGAUGCGCCUGGCAGCGAAGCACUACGAGGAAAUGGCCUCCUUCUUUGUGAGACCUGAGGACUUCAAGGAGCAGCAGGGGGAAGCCACGGAGCUUCGAAGGGUGGCCCAUCUGAACCGAGCGGCCUGCAUGCUGCAGCUGCAGGAGAUGCAGAAAGCCAAGGACUUAUGCGACAUGGUCCUGAAAGAGGAACCAGAGCAACCAAAGGCUCUUUUCCGACGUGCCAAAGCCCUUACAGCUUUGAAGGAGCACCAGGCCGCCUUAGAGGACGUCAAGAGGCUGAGGGAUUUGGAGCCGAAGAACCUGGCGGCACAGAAGCUACUGAGGGAGGUGAAGGAGGAGCUAAGGCGACAAGACCGAGAUUCCUCAGAGACCUUCUCCAAGAUGUGUACAGGUUUAGGAGAGCUGCCAGAGAGGGAAAGAAGAGAAGACCAACUGGUGGUAGCUCCUGAUUUGGAUGAAGAGUAUGCGAAGCUUGCUCGUGAGACGGGGGAGAUCGAUUCCUGUUUUGGCACUCGUUCCAUCCUCGUUCCAAAUCUGUGCGUCCUCGCGGCGCUCGCCUCGCGGCCAGACCACUGGUACACUUUGGGCCUUUCGAUCGCCUGUACCAUCCCUAUCCUCUUUGAGUUGAUUUUGCGCCUCACCUUCCGACGGCCUGUGCACGAGCAGACCGCCUUCAAGCUGUUGGCCUGGCUGUUGAUGCCCGCGGUCGCUUUGGCCAAGAGCUCCGUGCUGCUCUACACCAUCGCCAGUGUGUGGUGCUUGGGGCGACUGCGAAUGUGGAGGUUUGUUUUGGUUGGCCUUGGCGCGCUCAUGGUCUUCAUCCUUGAGGGCAUUGUCGCAGCUUCUUGGAUCAUUUAUGUGCCCAUUUGCCUGUUCGCCGGCUUCCUCUUCUCGGCGCCCAGCCUGGCGUAUCAACGCCGCGGCUUCAACGCGGUGUGUUGUUUGGUUGUGUCCCUUUUCUUUGCCAACUGCUUCCUCUUCAUGAGUGGCGUGAGCUUUACUGCUGAAGAGGAGAAGGGUGUCACCAUCGCAUCACGGUGGCUCUUUCUCUUGGCCUUGAUGUUCCUUUUCUACACAGAGGUGGCCCGGCAGCAGAAUCUGCAGGCUCACGAGGCAGAUGGCACAUCCACGGGUGAGACAGAGGGAGAGAGGAAGGACAGAGACAAAGUCCUGCCUAGGAGAAAGCCUCAGGAGCCAGAUCAUCCACCGCCGGGACAUCAAGACGACGAGGACUGGUCAGCGUACCGAGCUUUCCCAAAGUCCAAGGGGUACAGGUACUGGCCAGUGCGGAAUCGAGGCAACCAGCCGACUGAGUCCAAGGGCAAGACAAAGCGUGAGAAGAACCUCAAUUACCGGCUGUGGAACGAGUACGAUCGAGAGCACGGGAGGAGGAGGCCUGCAUCAAGAGAGGAGGAGAUUCCAGAGGCAGAAGAAGGAGGGAUGUGGAGGCCCAUCCCGGAACUCACCAUGGAGGAGAUCGGAAGCUUGGACAAAGUGGUGGGGGGCAAAAGUGAAGCAGAGAAGGUGUCAAAGUACAUUGACAAAGAGGCUGCAGGGAGCUCCGCCCAGGAGGCAGACGACAAGGGGGUUCCGGUGUCUCAUACAGCGGUGGGAGAAAAGCAAGCCGACUUGAACUCUCCCGAAGCAAGACGUGAGUCAGAGGACGUGGGUCUCACCGUGCGCAGCUCUGAUAAGCCGGUCUUAAAGAACAUCUCUCUGGAGAUUUCGGCAGACAGCAGUUGCGCGUUGAUGGGUCCAUCGGGCAGCGGCAAGAGCAGCUUGCUGAAUGUGCUCACUGGCCGUGCUUUGCAUUAUGGAGAUGUGUGUGGGCAGAUGUUUGCGAACAAUGAAUCCAUCCCGGAGGGCAUUGAAUCCAACCUGAAGACAAAGAAUGCUUCUGGAUUCGUGCCCCAGGACGAUGUGAUGCAUACAGAACUGACUGUCUAUGAGAACGUUUACUUCUCCGCUCGCUUGCGUCUAGCGCCUAACACGGGCCUUCUGGAGACAGCCACGCGAGUGGAGACUGUUUUGAAAGAUGUUGGCAUUUGGCAUGUGAAGGACAGUGUGGUAGGCAAUGCGGAAGUCCGCGGCAUCAGUGGUGGGCAGCGGAAGCGCACGUCCAUCGCCAUGGAGUUAGUGGGUGAACCAUCAGUGCUCUUCUUGGAUGAGCCGACCAGCGGGCUAGACGCUGCUGCAGCACACUCGAUCGUGAAGCUGCUGUGUAAGUCACAGCUGCACUGCACCACAGUGGCAGUGAUUCAUCAGCCUCGUUGGCAAACGUUGGAGUGCUUCGAUCAGGUGGUGCUUUUGGCCACCGGCGGCUUUCUGGUCUAUUCGGGUCCCGUCCGCGAGAGUGUGAAGUACUUCUCCGAGGCCGGACGUAGCUUGGUGCACACUCUCCAGUCCCACCAGGAUCUCUUCCUGGACUUCAUCGACAGCUCCACGGCAGAGGGUCCUGCGACCACGGCUGAGGAGCUGGCGGCCCAAUGGGUGGCGAACAAGGAUUCCAUUUCGGAUUCCUUUCACUCCGUGGGUGAGAGGGAGGCACCGCCUUUGGCAUCUUACGAGAAGUUCCGGCCCGGCGUCUCAGAGACGUUCUGGACCUUGUACUUGCGAUGUUGCUUGCAAGUGGUCCGCUUGUGGAAGCACCGUGUGACCAAUCUGGGCUUGGUAGCACUCUUCUUGGCCGUUGUAAGGCUUUUGCUGGGUGAUGAAGGCGACUUCGAACAAACUCUGGUGAAGCUGGGCAUCGCACAGUCCAUGCUCAUGCUGCCCGUUUGCAUCCACAGCAUGUAUGUCUUCAGUAGUGAUCGUCUAGAAAGACAGCGUGAGGACACCGCCGGCAUACCGACCUUGUCGCAGUACAUGGCCAAGGACUUCUGCCACUUUAUCGAAGUUCUUCUCUUUGCCGUGCUUUGGACAGGUAUUUAUGGCCCGUUCUCCCACGUGGCGGCUACGCCCUGGGUGUUGCUGCGUUUGGCGGUGGCUCAAUGCUACCUAGCCUUUGGUAUAUCCUUCUUCUUGUCCGUGAAUCUGCCGAGCCAGAGCACUGCCACCGUCACAAUCAUGCUUCUGCUAGUGGUGGCACAGCUGUGUUCUGGCGUGGCAGCUGGGCGGAUUGGCAAGGACUUAAUCGCUUUUGGAGAUGUUCAUGCAGCCUUACGCGGGGUAGGUUGGGUGAUUUUCAUGUUGUCACCAUCGUUCUACACUGUGGAGCGAAUCUUGCCCAUCCUCCUCAAUGACGGUUGCACGGAGAUGCUCGACUAG